Coregonus sp. 'balchen' is the source of this 11511-nucleotide messenger RNA. The record is from the annotation of a GenBank genome assembly. Lineage: Eukaryota; Metazoa; Chordata; Actinopteri; Salmoniformes; Salmonidae.
AUGCAGGUAAAUGCAUUAGCUAAUUGCGCUGAAGUUAAUUAAACGAUAUUGGCGAUGGCUUAAUUGCGAUUGUGUGUUUGAAAGAUUUCUGUGCAAAUGAUAGUUUCAAUCGAACGAUGAAUGUUGUAUAUCAAAUGGUUCUAUUCACCGAAUUCGAACAUUAAAUUCCAAACUUUUCAACCUCCGUCUCCGUUUCUCUUCACCCCACCACCCCUUUUGCUGUGCGCAGUGUGCAAGUAGUCUGUUUCAAGUAGCUUAGCAUUUGAUUCUUUUGUCAAUUAUUGUACGAAGCCAUCUAAAAUGAUUGUAAAGAUGUUCAUGAAUACUAAAUAUUUUGGAUAAUGAAGCAGAUCAUUAAAAUGUGUUCUCAGGUUUUGUGGGGGAGGAGGGGGCGCGAGGUUUUUUUACACAUCUGUAAAGGGAACCCAUAUUCAUUAAUUAAAUAGCUUAGUCCAUGUAGGCCUCAAUUUGCGCUGUUGAGCAGGCAGCGGGUGGUGUAAUACUGGAUCCCCGAUUGGCAGCCCACAAUCCGAACGUUAAGUGAAACACUCGAGGCCGAGGUUUCAGACGGAAUAACUAAAGCCUACAGUAUUUAUAUAUUUGUAGUAGAACGUUAUGCUUCAGAAUGUGUAGCCAUGUACACCUGGGCUUUUUUUUUUCCAGACUAGUUGAGGAAGGUUAAGAGUGCGACGGGUUAAGUUAUCUUGCUAGCUAACGUUAGUAGGCUAAGUGCCACGACUGUUAUUUUGGUCCUUUUGUUUAAUUUCGCAACGUUAAUGAAUAGACAAUGCGGUACGUAUUUUCGAGUCUGUUUUUAACCGUGUUCAUAAUUGCAGGACACAGUUGGUGUGUUUCUUGCAUUUCAUAACAUAAGAUAGAAACAACUAUUGCGACGUUGAUAGCUUGGCUAACUAACGUUAGCUUGCUAGCUAAUUGAUUCAACGCUGUUCGGCGUAGCUAAUUAGGCUGGACGUUUAAUUAGCUUAAGAAUCACGAGCAUUGGCCAUUUUUUAUCAAUACCGUUGUUAUAUAAAGCCUUAAACUAUGUUUUAUAACUCAUUACACUUUCUCAACCAUAAAUAAUCAUGCAACCUUGCUGGUAAAACGAUAUUUUCUGGGCACGGCUAGAUAAUUGGUGUGGACGGAAGUGGGCAAAUACAAGUGUUGGUAUUUGGCAUUUGUUUUUGUUUUUAUCGCGCCUCGAUUAAUUUAGUAUUAUUCAAAGUUGGAUCUUAAUAAUAGCGACGAUGUAAGUCGUUUAGUCUAAUCACAAAAUUUCUGCCGAGUAGCAUUGGAAAAGGACAACACUGCAUUGAGUUCUCAUGGUGAGGUAUGUUGGCCAUUAGGCUAUUUUGUUAACGUUAAUGUGUGUGUGAUCAAAUGUCCAUUAUUCGCUCAUUAGUUAUAAAGCGAUAUGAUAUUAUGUUUUGCAUGACACUAAAUAUCAUACUAGUCUCUUAAAUGUGCACAGUUAAUGCUGGUCAAGGUCAAUAAUCAGGCCAUUCACUUACGUUUUAAUUGGAAGUGGUUUAAAUGUUUCUUCGUGUCACAUGACAUUGCAAUUACAUGUAAGAAAUAUAAAGUAUUUUUAUUGCAGUCUUUUUACUUGUUAAUUGGCAGUCCUCAGAGGAAUGUAAUUUGAUGUUGAUUAAUUGAUUUGGACCAAGUUUAAUUGAUACUAUUCUUGGUAGGUCUAAUGUAGCCUAAACAAUUAGGCUAGGCUAUAUAUUUAUGUUAUCUAAUAGCAUUCUAACUUGGAUUACUUUCUGUUUAGGUUUAUUUUUAUUUCCAACAUACUUAAUGAAAAUAUUUGCACUGUAUAGCUUAUUUAAUUUUUGUUCUACAGAGAUACACCACUGGAUAUGGUAAUGAUUUAAAAGCAAUAUUUUUAAAUCCACUAAAAUACAUUUUGAUCUUGCAGGAGGAGUCAGGUGAGACAGUGUGCCGUGACAGCAACAGGGUGACGGUGUGGUUGUGUCCCCUGUGUCAACAAGGGUUACCAGACAGGGGCUCCCUUGCUCUGCACCUGAAUGACGGACAUAGUGUGCUUCCUAACUGUGUAGACAAGCUGCUGGACAUUGUAAGUAGCGCUGUGCAAGUUCAUUCUGGAAUAGUAUUUUCUUUUCCCAUGUAGGAUACAUCACACAAAUAAACAAAACUUGACUUUUGUGUCUUAUGUUGAUGUAUUUAAUGAAUGAUUCUUGGAUGAUGGCAAACAUAAUACAUUAACAAUUAUUGUACAUGCAUUAUUUGUAUACGUUAUUGUUAUUGUAGUUUCCCAAAAGCCUCUUAAGGCUAAGUUCAUCUUUAGAACCUUCGUAGGAACAUUGUUAAAUCUCCGAGCUGUUUCCCAAAACCAUCGUUACUAAAGCUGCAUUUGAAAACGCUUGUUAUUUACGGACUGCCUUAGACCACUCGUAGAACAGCUAAGUCCGUUGUAAGAUGCGUUUUUUCUCUCUAACGCGCCACUUUUAUACAUAGUUCUCCACUAAACAGAAUCAAUAUGUUGCUUUAAAAGAUAAAUAGCCUACAGUAUAAGCUACAUAGGCCUAUAUAAUUAAAUAAUAUUUAAAUACAUUUCAUGUUCAUUCGAGUUCUAUUUUGCUAAUUGUAGGCUACAGUCUAUAAUUUUGCCUCAAUAUAUUUAAUGAUGCGUAACAACGUGUGCAAUGUGCCAAAUCUUGAUUUACUGCAUUAUUAUAGGGUAAGCAUUAGAAUAAGCCGCCUCAAUAUUUUCAGCCAUAGGUGAUAUCAUUCUAGGAGCUGAUCCGUCGUCAGUUUUGUGGAAUAAUUGAAAUGUUAAGGUAAGAUUUUAAUUGAGAAAGCUGAUCCGAGAGCAUCGCUGCCUUUCGAUCCUAUCAGAAUCGACACAUGCCUCAACAAUGCACUUUUUUAAAAUUUUAUUUUUAUUUAACCAGUUAAGCCAGUUGUGAACAAGUUCUCAUUUACAACUGCGACCUGGCCAAGAUAAAGCAAAGCAGUGCGAUAAAAACAACAACACAGAGUUACAUAUGGAAUAAACAAAACGUACAGUCAAUAACAAAAUAGAAAAUCUAUAUACAGUGUGUGCAAAUGUAGUAAGUUAUGGAGGUGAGGCAAUAAAUAGGCCAUAGUGCAAAAUAAUUACAAUUUAGUAUUAACACUGGAAUGAUAGAUGUGCAGAAGAUGAUGUGCAAAUAGAGAUACUGGGGUGCAAAUGAGCAAAAUAAAUAACAAUAUGGGGAUGAGGUAGUUGGGUGGGCUAAUUACAGAUGGGCUGUGUACAGGUGCAGUGAUCGGUAAGCUGCUCUGACAACUGAUGCUUAAAAGUUAGUGAGGGAGAUAAGUCUCCAGCUUCAGAGAUUUUUGCAGUUCGUUCCAGUCAUUUGCAGCAGAGAACUGGAAGGAAUGGCGGCCAAAGGAGGUGUUGGCUUUGGGGAUGACCAGUGAGAUAUACCUGCUGGAACGCAUACUACGGGUGGGUGUUGCUAUGGUGACCAAUGAUCUAAGAUAAGACAGGGAUUUGCCUAGAAGUGAUUUAUAGAUGACCUGGAGCCAGUGGGUUUGGCGACGAAUAUGUAGUGAGGGCCAGCCAACGAGAGCGUAAAGGUCACAAUGGUGGGUAGUAUAUGGGGCUUUGGUGACAAAACGGAUGUCACUGUGAUAGACUACAUCAAAUUCGCUGAGUAUAGUGUUGGAAGCUAUUUUGCAAAUGACAUCGCCGGAGUCAAGGAUCGGAAGGAUAGUCGGUUUUACGAGGGCAUGUUUAGCAGCAUGAGUGAAGGAGGCUUUGUUGCGAAAUAGGAAGCCGAUUCUAGAUUUAACUUUGGAUUGGAGAUGCUUAAUGUGAGUCUGGAAGGAGAGUUUACGGUCUAACCAGACACCUAGGUAUUUGUAGUUGUCCACAUAUUCUAAGUCAGACCCGCCGAGGGUAGUGAUUCUAGUCAGGCGGGCGGGUGCAAGCAGCAUUCGAUUGAAGAGCAUGCAUUUAGUUUUACUAGCGUUUAAGAGCAGUUGGAGGCCAUGGAAGGAGUGUUGUAUGGCAUUGAAGCUCGUUUGGAGGUUUGUUAACACAGUGUCCAAUGAAGGGCCAGAUGUAUACAAAAUGGUGUCGUCUGCGUAGAGGUGGAUCUGAGAAUCACCAGCAGCAAGAGCGACAUCAUUGAUAUACACAGAGAAAAGAGUCGGCCCAAGAAUUGAACCCUGUGGCACCCCCAUAGAGACUGCCAUAGGUCCAGACAACAGGCCCUCCGAUUUGACACAUUGAACUCUAUCUGAUAAGUAGUUGGUGAACCAGGCGAGGCAGUCAUUUGAGAAACCAAGGCUAUUUAGUCUGCCAAUAAGAAUGCAGUGGUUGACAGUCGAAAGCCUUGGCCAGGUCGAUGAAGACUUGGCGAAUGUUCUCUCUGCGUGGUGUUUUGGGAAACGCAUGCUAUAUCUGCAGCCGUUGUAGGAAAUAUGCAUCGUUAAAACAUCGCUAUCCGGAAACCGGGCCUAGGAUGUGAUGACACAAAACAAUGCAACUUCCCUUAGGGCAAUUAGUAGAGGUUCUCUGGUUAUGUGAAAUAAUGCAAAAUCAUAGAAUGAGUCACCAAUUUGUACCAAGAUGCUCUCUUGUUGGACUGCAACACUAAGCAGCGAGUUCCUGUGUCAGCAAAAUUGAGUCUUAAGGUAAAGUUUCCUUGACAUAUUUUUCGUAAUGAAGUUUUCUUCUCUCUUUACCAGGCUGCUCCCAAACAGGGGGCGAGUGGAGUGGACGGGGACACUGAUGUUAAGCAUGACGCAGGCGAGUUUGUCCUCUGAUUAAUAGCAGUACCUACGGUUUUGUCUGUCUUUAUGAAUUUAUUUGAGUUAUGGAUUAUUUGAAUAGAUACAAGCACAUUUACAUAUUGAGUAGCCUAAACAAUUAGCUUGUGUUCAUUUUAAACGCCUGUCCCUAGAAGGUUGUUACACCUACAAGUAUCAAUAUGCUAUGACUGUAUUUGUGUUGUUAGUUAAUCAGGUUCUGUCAGGGUUCCAUCGACCAAAACAGCUGCUGAAAUGUCUUGUCUUUCUGUUUCAUAUCAGAUGCUGCAUCAUUACAACUGAAGCUUUUAGAAGCCUCAGCCUCCCUCUCAGACCCAUGUCAAAUUAAUGAGAACACUGAAGGACCCCAGCAUUACCACAGUAGGCACACUCUCAUUGGGUCUGGAGACAAAGAUAAAGAGAUGGAUAAGGAAGUAGAGGGAGUGAGAGACCCGGAGGGAGGUGGAGUUGUUUUGGGGUCGGAUCAGGAGAGAGAUCAGUCCACAGAAACACCUGACGACAAUGAAAAGUCCACAGGAAAAAAUGGUGUACUGGCUGAUGGCGAUGACAGCCGUCCAUUCAAGUGUAAUGCGUGCUUAGAGGCUUUUCCUACCAGGACCGCAUUGUGUGUUCACUACAACUCUGCAUCCCAUGUGCAACAGAUGAGAACAGGAUCCCUAAAACAGGGUGGAGAAAAUGACACCCCUGCUCCCUCAGUCCCUUUUCUGUCUCGGCCAUAUUUAUCAAACAAGCCCUACCAGUGCGCUGUGUGUCGAGUCUCUUACAACCAUGCCAUUACCCUGGAGAGUCAUUUGAAAUCUGUUUUGCACCAGACCCGCAGCAGAAAUGCAGGAAUCUCUGCCAACAGUGCAACUGGAAAUUCGGGAAGCAACAACAUGGCUACAAACUUAGUUGUUACCUCUGGGGGCAGCACUGCACAGUUGGUUAGCCCCACCAGCAGCAAUUGUGUCACCCCGGCAAGCCUGACAGCAGCAGCAAUGACAACCAAAGACGGAGAACCAAUUCAAACCCAGCCGGCUCCCUCACUGCUUUCCUCCCCUGUGGCCUCUGCUCAGGCAGUCUCUGCCUUUCUCACCCUUCUCACGUCCAGCCCAAGCUCUCUCUCGCACUCCCUCCUCCCCUCUCUGUUUGCGGCUGGGGCGUCCCCUGCCACACCUCAACUCAUACCCCAGCAUCAGAUGCUCAUGCCCUUUAUCGUGAAUGGGCUCCAAACACAAAGCCAGAGUCUAAACCCAGAGCUUUUGACACAGUCUGUACCCCUUCUAGGUCUCAAUGCUGCCCAGCAAGCUAUCCUGGCCCAAAGACUCAGUAGCUUACAGAACCAGUGGCCAACUGUCAGCCUCCAAGCAACCACACAAACCUGUUCAGAAGACAACCAAACAAACAAGAGCAAAUUGAAGGAAGAGACGAACGAGACAACAAUUGAGGAGAAAGUGUCACUGAAGGCUGGGAAGGGGAAACAUUGGCCUCUGGAAUGUGAUGAUGGAGAAAGAGAGAUUUGUGAGGAGGAGGAUAGUAAGGGAUAUGCGCAAGAGCUCAUCAGCGCCUUAGUAAGCAAAAAUAACAGGGUUGAGUCGUGUAGGAUAGAUGGAGAUAAUGAAAUGAAUGAUGGCACAACAGACAAAGGGAACUCUGCAGAUGGAAAAGGGGGGGACAUUGACAAGUGUAUUGACCGCUCACCAUCUGUUACCAGCAACUCAAGCAUGAGUCCUACCACAUUAAAUCUUAUGCUUAGCCCUGAUUGUACUCCUCAAAAAUCUCAAGUUGGCACAAGCCCUUGUGCCUCUGUCUUGUCACCAAAAUUGAGCCCCUUUAAACGCGCCUUAAAUUCCCCUGAUCCAACUCGUCCCCAUGCUAAUUGGAGGGCUCGGCACUUCUCCCAAGGCCCCCCGAUACUGUCAGAGUUCCAGAUACAGGUUCUGCAUGCGUUUCUGGAGUCUCGUAGUGGGACUGACGCAGCCAGUCCUCCCCAUGAUGACUGUGAGUCGUUGGGCAGGGAGGUGGGGCUCACCGAGGCGGAGGUACACAAGUGGCUCACUGACGCCCAAAGCGCCAAAGAAAGGCAGAAAGGUGGGGGUGCAGGGUACAUGCGCAGCAUUGCAGCCUACAAUAAAAGAUACAAGCGUCUUGAUAACGAAGAGGAUGGAGGUGCUCUUACAAUAGAUGGGCCUGAGGGUGGGGACAGCGGUGGGGCCUCUGGCAGUCACGCAAUGGAUUUGUCCAAUAGUGGACGAAGGCGGAAUGAGUUGGGGAGGGAGAGCCAAGGGGACUCUUGUCUGGCCUCUGACUCAGGCAAUGAAGAAUUCUACACCUCUGUCAUCGUGAGUGAGGAGGACAGCCUGAGUGGCUCCAUGAGGGAGGGGCCAGGCAGCCCUGCUAAAGAGGAGGCUCUGGUAGAACUGGCAGAAGACAAGGGCUCAGGAGGAGGAAAGGUACUGCGCUCCACCACUGUGUUUCUCUCGGACGCCGAGGAUGACUAUGAUGACGAGGAGGCUGCAGCUCAGAGAGCAAAGAGGAGAAAGAGGAAGAGGGAGUUGGAGCGGGAAGAGGUGGAGGUCAAGAAGGAGAGAUUAGACCCCGACGUGGAUUUGGAACUGGAGGCCCAAGCUGAUCCUCCUUCCCAACUUUCUAUCGCCAUUGACCAACGAGGCCUUCCAAGUGGCAUUCUACACUCCCUCCCUCUGUCUUUGUCCCUUGCUCCAUUCUCUACUCAGUUCCUUAGCCCCUAUGUUCUCUCUCUCCCUCCCUCAGUGGUUGGCCUCGGAGUUGCAGAAGGAGAUGGAGGCAAAUUACCUGCCUUUCCAAACCCCCCUAACAUCACCCGGUUCUCUGACCCUCUCAUUACAUCACACCUCUCCCUCCAUACCCACACCUCCCACUACAUGUCUAAUGGUGGAGACUGUGAGGCUGCUUUAGAUCUCAGCAUCAGGAAAAGACACAGCUCAACAUCUGCUUCCUCCACGUCUCUCAUGGGUGACAAGACUUCAGCACAAAAGGGCCGUCUGCUUGACGGGCUCGGUCUAAGGCCCACAGCUUUUGGGUUACCUGAGGAAGGGAGACUCGGUGUGGUCAAGGUCAAACCUGAGCAAGCAACUUCCAACAGCAGUGGCUUUGCCAGUGGCAAUAACAUGGCCAAGGCCAGCACUGUUUACAUGAGGGCAGCAGAGAGGUUGAACACCUCCAUAAUUGAGAGAGAAAAGGAGAGAGAGAGGGAAAGGGAAAAAGAGGAGAGGGACCAGAAAGGCAGGCCCAAAGCACGACGGUACAGGGACAUGAGACGUUCCAGGACCAUCAUCCAGGCUGAGCAGCUCGAUGUGCUUUAUGGUUGCUAUUUCAAAGAUCCAAAUCCUGGGAAACAUGAGUUUGAGCAGAUAUCAGAGUGGGUCCAUCUCCCAAAGAAAGUUGUACAGAUCUGGUUCCAGAACAUGCGGGCUAGAGAGCGCAAGGGUGAGGUUCGCUUCGUCAGUGAUGGCACUCUGGCAGCAGUUGGCAAACCACUCAUCAAGUUCACCUGGCCACUGUCACAACCCAUCUUCUCCAGCACCCCCAAAUCAAACACCAACAGCAGUGUGUCUACUGGAGCCAAUCCAGUACAGGCCCUCCCAAAAAUGGAGGUGAAGAAGGAGGAAAUUGUCAAAAUCAAAAACCAAGUUCCAAACAGGCCCAAGGAGGUGGCCUCUUCCGUUUCCUCCAUGAGCAGCAGUGUGUCUGCAGUGCCAAAGACCAAAAUGGAGAUGACAAACAAUGUCACAAUGGUCAAAAUCGCCCCCAAAUGCAUCGCUCAGUCUCUCCCUGUCGUACCCAAGGAGACCCGUCCUACCCCGCCUCGCCCUCCUCCCAAACAUGCACCUGAAGAGGAAGUUGGGGAAAAUGACUCCGAUGAGGAAGUGGAUGAUCAUAACCAAGAGAAGCCACUAGCUGGGCCUGGCUCCACCAACCGCAUGGUACCAAAAAUGCCCUCCACUCCAAUUAGCAAGUCCCUUGCUGCAACAUCUCAAAAAAAAAAUGGGCUCAACUACUGGUCGGCCAAGGGCCCCUUUAAGAUCAACACGCUUUCUAGGGAACAGUUGGGUCUGUCAACCCCCCGUACUCCCACAGUUGUCGGCGCCACUGCUGCCACCGCUGCGCUCAGUAUUUCUGCUGCUGCCUCUGCUGCUGCUUCUACCGCUGCAACCACCACCACCACGACAGCAAGCGCAAGCCCUCAGACCACUGUCAGCAUUGUCACCAUCGCCAAGACUGCUCCAUCGGAGAGUAGCUUCCUGCACCACUCCACCACCCGCAGGCCGCGCACACACCUGUCCUGCCUGCAGCUGUCCAUCCUGCAGUCUUGCUAUGAGACGUGUGCCCACCCUAACGCGCUGGAGUGUGAGGCAAUAGGGACGGAGCUGGGGCUGCCGCUCAAGGUGGUGCAGAUCUGGUUCCAGAAUACCCGCGCCAAGGAGAAACGCUGGAGGCUGCAGCAGGAGAAACUGGUGAGACAUUUGACUGUAUAGUAUGUAAUGCAUUGGUGUGUGAAGUUGUUCAUAUUUUCUGUACUUUAAAGGCCGGUUUCCCAGACACAGAUCUGCUGUGCAUAUCUCUAGGACUAGGCUUAAUCUGUGUCUGGGCAACUGUCCCUAAAACUUUGCUCCUUGUCUAGAAGUGUGUAUAUGUACAGUACCAGUCAAAAGUUUGGACACACCUACUCAUUCAAUGUGUUUUUCUUUAUUUUUACUAUUUUCUACAUUGUAGAAUAAUAGUGGAGACAUCAAAACUAUGAAAUAACGGAUGAAAAUUUAUGAUAAUAAUGGAAUCAUGUAGUAACCAAAAAAGUGUUUAACAAAUCAAAAUAUAUUUUAUAUUUGAGAUUCUUCAAAGUAGCCACCCUUUGCCUUGAUGACAGCUUUGCAUACUCUUGGCAUUCUCUCAACCAGCUUCACCUGGAAUGCUUUUCCAACAGUCUUGAAGGAGUUCCUACAUAUGCUGAGCACUUGUUGGCUGCUUUUCCUUCACUCUGCGGUCCAACUCAUCCCAAACCAUCUCAAUUUGGUUGAGGUCGGGGGAUUGUGGAGGCCAGGUCAUCUGAUGCAGCACUCCAUCACUCUCCUUCUUGGUCAAAUAGCCCUUACACAGAAUGGAGGUGUGUUUUGGGUCAUUGUCCUGUUGAAAAACAAAACAAAUGAUAGUCCCGCUAAGCCCAAACCAGAUGGGAUGGUGUAUCACUGCAGAAGGCUGUGGUAGCCAUGCUGGUUAAGUGUGCUUUGAAUUCUAAAUAAAUCAGACUGUCACCAGCAAAGCUCCCCCACACCACCUGCUUCAUGGUGGGAACCAUACGUGGAGAUAAUCUGUUCACCUACUCUGCAUCUCACAAAGACACGGCGGUUGGAACCAAAAAUCUCAAGGUUGGACUCAUCAGACCAAAGGACAGAUUUCCACUGGUCUAAUGUCCAUUGCUUGUGUUUCUUGGCCCAAGCAAGUGUCUUCUUUUUAUUGGUGUCCUUUAGUAGUGAUUUCUUUGCAGCAAUUCGACCAUGACGGCCUGAUUCAUGCAGUCUCCUCUGAACAGUUGAUGUUGAGAUGUGUCUGUUACUUGAACUCUGUGAGGUGCAGUCUGAGGUGCAGUUAAUUGCCGAUUUCUGAGGCUGGUAACUCUAAUGAACUUCUGGGCCUUCCUUUCCUGGGGCGGUCCUCAUGAAAGCCAGUUUCUUCAUCAGCGCUUGAUGGUUUUUGCGACUGCACUUGAAGAAACUUUCAAAGUUAUUGACAUUUUCCGGAUUGACUGACCUUCAUGUCUUUUAAAGUAAUGGACUGUCGUUUCUCUUUGCUUAUUUGAGCUGUUCUUUCCAUAAUACGGAUUUACCACCUCUACCUUGUCACAACACAACUGAUUGACUGAAACGCAUUAAGAAGGAAAUAAUUCCACAAAUUAACUUUUAACAAGGCACACCUGUUAAUUGAAAUGCAUUCCAGAUGACUACCUCAUGUAGCCGGUUGAGAGAAUGCCAAGAGUGUGCAAAGCCUGUCAUCAAGGCAAAGGGUGGCUACUUUGAAGAAUCUCAAAUAUAAAAUAUAUUUUGAUUUGUUAAACAUUUUUUUGGUUACUACAUGAUUCCAUAUGUGUUAUUUCAUAGUUUUGAUGUCUUCACUAUUAUUCUACAAUGUAGAAAGUAGUAAAAAUAAAGAGAAACCCAGGAAUGAGUAGCUGUGUCCAAACUUUUGACUGGUACUGUACGUUGAGGUAACUCACCAGUGACCUUUUUCGGCUUUUUGUUAACAUGUAUUUCAGAAACCACUGUUGGAGUAACGUCUUUAUCUCUCUGCCCCUCUCUCUCCCUCUUCUAGUCUCCAAUGUCGUCAGAUCCCUCCAAGAAGGUUGACAUGAGCUCAGGCAGCUAUCUGCAGUACAACGCUCUGCGAGCCCACCGUCCUAUCCUUCCCAAACCGGUUCAGCUGACUGUCCUGGAGCCCUCUUCUCCCCCAGCCAGGGGCCAGCCUGCAGGUCGAGAGACGCUGAGAGGCAGGUGCGAGGCCUGCAAUGCAGGCUUUGAGUCCAGAGCAGCAGCAAGAUCCCAUGUCUUCUCCCCUCGACAUCUAGCCACUCUGAGAACCACUAACUUUGGCCAGCCGGCGACCAUAAUCAACAACGGAUCUGAUACCGGGUCCAGUUCUGUCUCCGCCUUAGGGUCUGUUGUGGAGGACCCUCCAGCUUCCCCAACCCCACCCCCAGCCAGCAGCAUCAGCUAA